This is a messenger RNA of Fraxinus pennsylvanica, 1170 nucleotides long. NCBI's taxonomy places the organism in Eukaryota, Viridiplantae, Streptophyta, Magnoliopsida, Lamiales, Oleaceae. The record is from the annotation of a GenBank genome assembly.
AUGGGUGUAGCAAACUUCGGAGCUACAGGUGACGGAAGUAAUGAUGAUACUAAGGCAUUUCAGGAUGCAUGGAAUGAAGCCUGUUCAUCCACAGCAGCUGUUACGUUAAUGGUACCUCCGGGAAAUAAUUAUCUUCUGAAACCUAUUAGAUUCUCAGGCCCUUGUACAUCUGACAUAACAGUUCAGAUUGCAGGAACCCUAGUAGCAUCUGAUGAUCCUUCCGACUACAGUAAAGAUAGAAAGCACUGGCUUGUUUUUGACAAUGUCAAAGAUUUAAUGCUUGAGGGUGGUGGAAUUAUUGAUGGCAACGGGAGCGUAUGGUGGAAAAAUUCCUGCAAAAUAGAUAAAUCUAAAAAAUGCAAGGAUGCACCCACGGCCUUAACAUUGUAUAACUGCAAAAACUUGGUAGUGAAGGACCUAAAGAUUCAAGAUGCACAACAAAUUCAUGUAUCCUUCCAGAAGUGCAAAAAUGUUCAGGCUUCAAAUCUCACGAUAUCUGCUCCCGAGGGAAGCCCUAACACCGAUGGCAUUCAUGUCACAAAAACCAAACACAUUCAAAUUUCGAAUUGUACAAUAGGGACAGGUGACGACUGCAUUUCAAUCGUCAGUGGAUCGCGAAAUGUCCAGGCGACGGACAUCACUUGUGGACCGGGUCAUGGCAUCAGUAUCGGAAGCUUGGGAUAUCGCAAUUCAGAAGCUUACGUCUCAGAUGUAGUCACGAAUGGAGCUAAGCUUUCAGGAACGAAAAAUGGAGUCCGGAUUAAGACAUGGCAGGGUGGAUCUGGAAGUGCAAGCAACAUCAAAUUUCAGAAUGUGGAGAUGCAAAAUGUGAUUAAUCCCAUAAUCAUAGACCAAAACUAUUGUGAUCAAGCUGAAUCAUGUGAAGAACAGAGUUCGACGGUACAAGUGAAAAAUGUAGUAUAUCAGAAUAUAAAGGGAACAAGUGCUUCAGAUGUAGCUAUAGUUUUGGACUGCAGCGAGAGCCAUCCAUGUCAAGGGAUCGUUUUUCAGAAUGUUGAUUUGGUACGUGAAGGAGGUGGAUCGGUUAAGGCCAGGUGCAACAAUAUUGAAUUAUUGUAUAAUCUGGGAAUCGUUUCACCAAUUUGUCCUCAGGCACAUUCACGUUUUGAUUUUGAAUCGUUAAUUCAAAGUGAAUUAGAAUAUUUCUAA